Messenger RNA from Agrilus planipennis (emerald ash borer), 1275 nucleotides. It is a transcript of the gene Rsph9, whose product is annotated as radial spoke head protein 9 homolog. Gene Ontology annotation, cellular component: radial spoke; axoneme. The transcript has a single exon. The record is from RefSeq and is a predicted model, not a curated record. Lineage: Eukaryota; Metazoa; Arthropoda; Insecta; Coleoptera; Buprestidae. Gene Ontology annotation, biological process: motile cilium assembly; cilium movement involved in cell motility; axoneme assembly. The coding region runs from base 415 to 1254 and encodes 279 amino acids.
CUCUCCAAUUACUUUACAUGACCACUAACUAAUAAGUUCAUAAUUUGUAUAAUUAUACGAAUUAAACAACUAAAGCUAAUUUAACAAUAUAAAAUGUCUUAUUCUUAUUACGUUGUGAUUUACACCUUCACUACAACACUAAUAUUAUUUCUGCACUGACUGCAGCGCUUCGACAUGAGGACGGCGAAUGGUGAUAACAAGCUUUUGACAAUUUUUGCGGCAAUUUUAAAUUAAAUUGAAACCUUUGCUUAAAUUAAUUUUUUAAUUUAAUAAAUAUUCAAUAAAUUAACAUAAAAACGGCAUUGACACUUUUUGCAUCUAACAAAAAUCUAUUGACAUUUCUUCUCAUUCUAUUAAACAAAUAAAUAAAACCGAGAAAAGUCAAAAUUGACUUUUUAUCUAAUAAUUACAAAAAUGGAAUUAGAUUCCCUUCUGAAUACUUUAGAAACGUUAGGUCGAUUUGGAAACGUUAUAAGUACCGAAGAAAGCUUAAUUUUGCACAAUUCGUUACUAUUAUUACAAAACGAAAAUCAUUUUCGAAAAAUAUAUUUCUGGGGGAGGAUUUUUGGAACCGAUCGCGAUUAUUAUGUGGCUUAUGGUUACGUAAAAGACGCAUUAGAGGGUAAAAUUUUUUAUUACAGUAAAAACGGAGUGGAUUGGGGUCUUCUACCACUGCCUACAGAGAAUGGAAAAAAAUUGACUCCUCUUUGUACAACAAAAUUCCAAGGGGAUCCUGCGAUACUGAUCGACCUUUUACUAGAAAAAGAUGAAAUUGCAUUUGGGAAGCCCCUCAAGAAGCCAGAAGUGCGUAAACUUAAGGAAGAGGAUCGUCUUUCAGCUACCAUACACUUUAUAAACGAAGAAGCAACGUUAAUACCAAGAGGAGGAUUUUUUAAGAGGCCUGAUGGAGUAGUGGUUGAAAAUUUAAGUUUUGAGGGAUUAGACUAUUUAGACUCGAUCGAAUUGAGGCCUUUUCAACAUAAUAGAAGACCACAUUAUAAGUGGAACACCAAUUUACUGACGAGAGAAGACUAUAAUUAUGCCUUAGAUUUUUUGGAUACUUUAGACACUGAUGUACCUGAUGGAUGUUGGGUAACUCAAACAUGCAAUGGGGAAACUAUUGCUGUAUUGGAAUCUUUAUAUUGGCCUGGAUACUUCUUUUAUCACUAUAUCAAAACGCCUAGAUAUGGAUCUGUGUAUUUUGGGCAUGGAAAAAGAGAUUUGGACAUUCCGUUUAUGCUCCAUUCAAUGUGAGGGCCAUUCUGAGGAAAUUCU